AUGGCCACCCCCAGCAUCUCCGCCCCGCUCGCCGUCCGCGCCGCCCCCUCCGGCCCCUUGUCGCCCCCGUCUCUCCGUUUCUCCGCUCCCUCCACCGCCAAAUCUCACCCUCACCUUCAGCCUGGGUAUUCGUGUAGGCGGAUUGGAGCCAAACCACGCCUUGGUCUCCGAGGAUUCCAAUCUGUGUCACAUGGUGUUUCUUCACAGCAGGCUGAGAGGAUACGCUGCCAUUCUUCUCUCAGGCAAAACACAAUAGUUGCAUCUGAGAACGAAAAUCCACCUUUAAUGCCGGCAAUCAUGACUCCUGGAGGUGCUCUUGAUCUCGCAACUGUACUACUGGGAAAUCGUGUAAUCUUCAUUGGUCAAUAUAUUAACUCCCAGGUGGCACAACGUGUGAUAUCACAACUUGUCACACUUGCUGCUGUCGAUGAAGAGGCUGAUAUUCUGAUCUAUCUUAACUGCCCUGGUGGAAGUCUCUAUUCGAUCUUAGCGAUUUACGAUUGCAUGUCCUGGAUAAAGCCCAAAGUUGGGACAGUGUGCUUUGGUGUUGUUGCCAGUCAAGCAGCAAUCAUCCUUGCAGGUGGCGAAAAGGGAAUGCGCUAUGCAAUGCCAAAUGCUAGAGUAAUGAUUCAUCAACCUCAAGGUGGAUCGGAGGGUAAUGUGGAGGAGGUGAGGCGACAGGUUGGAGAAACCAUCUAUGCUCGUGAUAAAGUUGAUAAAAUGUUUGCUGCUUUCACCGGGCAACCACUUGACAUGGUGCAACAGUGGACAGAGAGGGAUCGGUUCAUGUCUUCUUCAGAGGCCAUGGAUUUCGGAUUGGUUGAUGCCUUACUGGAAACAAGAUACUAG
This is a messenger RNA of Miscanthus lutarioriparius, 849 nucleotides long. Lineage: Eukaryota; Viridiplantae; Streptophyta; Magnoliopsida; Poales; Poaceae. The record is from the annotation of a GenBank genome assembly.